Molecule: messenger RNA, 1822 nt
Organism: Tigriopus californicus
Lineage: Eukaryota; Metazoa; Arthropoda; Copepoda; Harpacticoida; Harpacticidae
Product: hepatic leukemia factor-like
Exons: 6
Coding region: 269-1276 (335 amino acids)
Biological process (GO): regulation of transcription by RNA polymerase II
Cellular component (GO): nucleus
Molecular function (GO): DNA-binding transcription factor activity, RNA polymerase II-specific; RNA polymerase II cis-regulatory region sequence-specific DNA binding
Source: RefSeq, a predicted model, not a curated record
UAGCAGUGAGUGUGCCCAGUAUAGGUGGCAUGAAUGUUGGGGCCCGGGGGUCCGGCGGGUGCCCGAGUGCAUGCUUGGAUAUCCAUCUAGCCAGUACAUGUACCAUGAACAAGUAGUUGCUAAGCUGUGCCAGUGUCAGUGAGUGCUCUUUAAAAUCGUUCUUGAACUGCCAGAUAGAAUUCCAAAGAGUGCAACCGCAAUCAAGUUGUCGUUCGACCUUUGGAUUGAUCUGGAGUUUUCAAGCCCUCGAUUUGUCACCCCGAAGAGUAUGAAGAUGGCCAGAAACGGUUUGGUCGAUGUUGGUGGAAGUGUCCUGGCUUAUUCCCAACCCACAGAGCUCUGGACAGGUCCUAAAGAUCAUAGCACAAAUAGCCAUUUAACUUCAAACAACCAAGAUGUCAUUAACCUUCAGUACAUGGAUUUGGAAGAGUUCCUUCUGGAAAAUGUGGUCCCUCCCAAUCAGCAUCAUUCCAGUCCAAACACCAUCGAAGGAAAAAUCUUCAUUAGCGAGUCACAAAACAUCAUCACCAGUGAUCAUGGCAUGACCAUGACCAACAGUCACGCCUCCUCCAUGGAUUCCAUGAACAGCAAACAGUACCAAGUCAACCUGGAGCAUCGUCUGGACUUCCCUCCCGUGUGUUCCUCCCUCACCAUGCCCACCACCCACGAUGGAGGCAUGAUCCAAUCCAGUCAAUCCAUGAACGGAUCAGCCACUCACCUGAUGCACACCUCCAACCAUGGCGAUGGUCUCCUCAUGCCCGCCUCACCUGAUCAUCACAACCACGACAUGGUUGCCUCCCUUCGCCCUCUCACUCGGGCCAUCUCAGUGUCACACGCAUCCCAAUCUUCAGACUUAACCAACACCUCUCCCAUGCGGCGCUACUCUGGGGAUGCCAUGGUCCCCACUCCUGCCCCUUCAUCGCCCACCAAUUCCCUACAUGGCACUCCCUCUCCUCAUUCCAUGGGCGGAAUCUCACCAGUUCAAUCUACCAGCGGGGACGUCCAAGAGUCCGGACGACCCAAAAGAGCCGUGAAGCGAAGCCGCAAGGAGUCCGUGCCCGAUGAGAACAAGGACGACAAGUACUGGAGGCGAAGAGCCAAAAACAAUGAGGCUGCCAAACGAUCCCGCGACCUCAGGCGGGAAAAGGAAUCCCAAAUCAUGCAGAGAGUCACUUACCUCGAAAGGGAGAACCAGGUGCUCAUGAAUGAGCUGAAAUCUGUGAGGAUGGAAAAUGAAGAUAUGCGAAAACGCCUCUCUCAAUACGAACAACUGUAACCACACCCCAUAGUCGUUUGCUAGAGCAAUAUAGCUAAUGGAAAGAGGAAUGUGUUCCACCACUCAGCCAAAACCAACCAACAUUGAAAAAUGAUGACUUCCCCAAUGAUCUACAGUACAACUAGAGUGGGUGUGGUAGGCACAUAAUUGUGUGUAUGUGUUGAUAUGGGAAACUUGAGUGCCCCGGCCCCAGGAACGAACCAGGAAGGCGAAGAGGACCACGCCCCCUGCUCAUGGCUGUGACUCGCUUGCAAGAUUAUUCAGAAACUUGAAGGAGAUUUGAGCUGUUCAAUUGGAUCUUAAGAAGACGAUCCCACAAAAAGAAAGAGAUUGAAAACUAUUUUUGGAGUUCUAGUGCCUUUUCCAGGCAUAAAUCCCAACGGAUUUGUUUUCUGUGGAGAGCACAGGAGUCAAAAAUCUAUAUUUUCAGAAAUUAUAUCUACAAUAUAAAUGCAUAUGGUAAAAAGACUAUCUAUAUAUCUUACUGCAAUGUUGAGCCCUACAAAUCAAUGGAGCAAAUAAAUCGACAGCAUAAUACUUGAACAA